Myotis brandtii (Brandt's bat) is the source of this 4852-nucleotide messenger RNA. It is a transcript of the gene CLSPN, whose product is annotated as claspin. The coding region runs from base 740 to 4558 and encodes 1272 amino acids. The transcript has 23 exons. Gene Ontology annotation, molecular function: anaphase-promoting complex binding. NCBI's taxonomy places the organism in Eukaryota, Metazoa, Chordata, Mammalia, Chiroptera, Vespertilionidae. Gene Ontology annotation, biological process: mitotic G2 DNA damage checkpoint signaling; activation of protein kinase activity; mitotic DNA replication checkpoint signaling. The record is from RefSeq and is a predicted model, not a curated record.
UCUGAUUCCACACUUUUUAUUUUUAUUUUUCCUGCCUUAUCCAAAGAGCCUAGGAGUGGGAUGAAUGGGUCUUUUCUGCAUCCUGAAUUAAUCUUAAGUAGAAUUAUAAAGGUAACCCAAGGAUAUUCCUUAGUAUCUGAGCAGCCCCCCCGAAUUUUUCUCUUUUGAUGUUCACUGGUAUGCGUGCCGUAUACAAGAAGGAGCAGGUAGGAUGGUCCUGGAGAAAACACUCAUGGGCGCUGGACUCCAGUACAGAUUAGGGAUGCCCUCUGGUGUCCACAGAUCUUCUCCCCACUUCUUACCUGGAGCAGGAACUUACUCCUCAAAUCGCUGCUUGAUGGAAACUAUCGCGCAGUGGCAAGACCAAAGGUCAAAGUCCACCACUCGAACGGUACCAUCUUGCAAGGCCAGAGGGCCCGACACCCCCGCAGCCAGAACCCCUUCGGCCUCCUCCAGGUUCACUUGACCUGAGGAGCCGCGACCCGCCAACCCAACCCACAUUACACUUGUGGGAUUGGCCGAAGGAGCUUCGUGAUUGGUAGAACGGAACGGGGGCGUGGCCUCAAGUAGAAAGCCGCCUCUGGAUUGGUGCAAAUCAUCACGGGCGGUACCUCCACGCCGGGUAGGCGCGAAAGUCCCAAGUCGCUGCCGGGUAGAAUACGGCGGGAGCAACUGCGCCGCGGCUGAGGGAGCCGGGGAGCAGUUUCGUCCCGAGCAAAGCGCUGGAGAGGCCGAAGUCAUGACGGGCGAAGUCCCUUCCGAGGUUCACCUAGAAAUCAAUGAUUUAAAACUCAUUUCACAAGAAGAAGCAGAUAGUCCUUUCGACAGUGGACUGGGCAGCUAUGAAACAAUUGGACCCUUGAGUGAAGGAGAUUCUGAUGAAGAGAUAUUUGUGAGUAAGAAAUUGAAAAGCAGGAAGGUGCUACAAGACAGUGAUUCUGAAAGAGAAGACCCAAAUGCCUCUCCAGAGAAAGCUACCUAUGACAUUGUCGAAGAGGAAAAUAAAGAGAACUUAUAUGCUGGAAAAAAUGGGAAAGCCAGAAGGAAAUACAAAACUCUGGCAGACAGUGACGAAAGUGACGUGGAGGAGGAAGAGUCUUUGUACCAGGAAAAUCUUGAAACCCAAGUGACAUCUUCCUUAGAGCUGGGCUGUCAAUCUGAAAACCCCGUGGACUUUACAGCUAGUAGAAAGAUUUCCAAAAAACCCAUGCAUGAUAAAGAAGAAACUGAAGGGAAAGCAAAAGUAAAAUCAAAGAGAAGACUGGAGAAAGAGGAGAGAAAGAUGGAAAAAAUUAGGCAGCUAAAAAAGAAGGAAACAAAAAAUGAGGAAGACGAUGUAAAACAGCCAUUUACUGAUAGUGGCUGUCUUCUUGUGGAUGAAGAUCUUUUUGAAACUGGGUUGGAGGAGGAAAAUAACUCUUCAUUGGAAGACGAAGAAUCGCUAGAAUCCAUAAGGGCAGCUGUGAAAAAUAAAGUAAAAAAACACAAGAAAAAGCAACUAUCUUUGGAGAGUGGCAUUUCUUCAUAUGAAGAAGAAAGUGAGUUAUCAAAAGGCACCAUGAGGAAGGAAAGGAAGGCAGCCAAGUUAAGUAAGGAAGCAUUAAAAAAACUACACAGUGAGACUCAGCGCCUUAUUCGAGAGUCUGCACUUAAUCUUCCGUAUCAUAUGCCUGAGAAUAAAACCAUUCAUGAUUUCUACAAACGUAAACCCCGGCCCACUUGGCAGGGAAAUGCCAUGGCCCUACUAAAGUCGUCUAAGUAUCAGCCAAGCCAUCACAAAGAAAUCGCAGACACUGCCAACACAACUGAGAUGAGCAGUGACCAUCAUAGCAAAGAUCCUGAGCCAACAGCAGGUGCAGGAUAUGAAAUGGAAGCUAAUGCACUCCCUGCAGUUUCCAAGGAACUCCAGGUGACCACUGGACCAGAUGAGUCUUGCAGUAAAGAUCUGAUGGUAAGUGAAGAGCCAGAAAUUCCGGAGAAACAGGAGCAGAGGGAUGCUAGACCUUCUCCUGGGGACAGCUCAGUGGCACAGCAGGAAUCCAGCUUCCUUGGGAGCAAGGUCAAUGACGGGUCUGAGACUGCAGGGCAUGUGGCCCCUGAACCUGAUGCCCUGGAGGGAGAAGGCCUGCAAAAAACAGAAGAAGCAGAUGAGAAGGUGGAAGAACCCAGGCAGCAAACCAAAUCAGCGGCAGUCGUGCCGCCUGAGAAAGUGAGGAGGUUCACACUGGAUAGACUUAAGCAACUGGGAGUAGAUGUUUUCGUUAAACCUCGGCUGGGUGCUGAUGAAGAUUCCUUUGUGGUACUUGAAGAACCUGAACCCAACAGAGAACUGGAGGCCUUGAAGCAGCGUUUCUGGAAGCAUGCUAAUCCAGCAGCCACACCCAGGGCUGCUCAGAAGGUAAAUGUGAACAUCGUCGUGAAAGAGGUGGGCACCGACGGUAAGGAAGAGCUAAAGGCCGAUGUGGUACCUGUGACGUUGGCAGCUGAGAAGCUGGAUGGAGUAAGCCACACAAAACCAGGUGAAAAGCUUCAGGUGCUGAAAGCUAAACUGCAAGAAGCAAUGAAACUCCGAAGGUUAGAGGAGCGCCAAAAGCGCCAGGCAUUGUUUAAAUUAGAUAAUGAAGAUGGAUUUGAAGAAGAGGAGGAGGAGGAAGAGGAGGAAGAAAUGACGGAUGAGUCUGAGGAAGAUGGAGAAGGGGAGGAAGAGGAAAAGUUAGAGGAAGAGGAGGAAGAAGGCAGUCACGAGACGGCAGAAUUCCUUCUCGGUAAUGAAGAAGUAGAAACCAAAGAUGAGAAAGAAAUGGACAAAGAAAACAAUGAUGACAGUAGUGAAAUUGGCAAGUCAGUUGGCCUUCCGUCUGUUCUUAAGCCUCUCUCAUCAGAUUCUACCGUUCUCCUAUUUAAAGACAACUCUUCCAAGAUGGAUUACUUUCCUAGUGAAGAAAAAUCAGAAACAGAUGAAAACUCAAGCAAAAGGCCUAACAAACUGGAUGAAGAGGAUUCAUGCUCAUUGCUAACAAAAGAGAGCAGCCACAAUAGCAGCUUUGAGUUGAUUGGCUCCACAAUUCCAUCCUAUCAGCCUUGCAACAGACAAACAGGCCUUGGGACUAGUUUUACCCCUUUAGCAGCAGGAUUUAGGUCGCCUUCCCCGGGGCUGUUUCGAGCCAGUUUGGUCAGCUCAGCUUCUAAGAGUUCAGAAAAGCUGUCUGAGCCUUCACUUCCCAUAGAGGAUUCCCAGGAUCUAUAUAACGCCUCCCCAGAGCCUAAGACACUUUUCCUAGGAGCAGGAGAUUUCCAGUUCUCUUUAGAAGAUGACACGCAGAGCCAACUGUUGGAUGCAGAUGGGUUCUUAAAUGUUAGAAACCACAGGAAUCAGUACCAAGCUUUGAAACCUCGAUUGCCAUUGGCCAAUAUGGAUGAGAAUGCCAUGGACGCUAACAUGGAUGAGCUGCUGGAUUUGUGCACUGGAAAAUUCACUUCUCAGGCGGAGAAGGCUCUGCCCGGGAAGAGUGACAAGAAAGAGAACAUGGAGGAACUUCUGAAUCUUUGUUCAGGAAAAUUCACCUCCCAGGAUGACUCCGCUCUGGCUCCAUCAGAGUUAAAUAAACAGGAGAAGGAGAGCAGCAUGGAUGAUCCCAUGGAAGAAGCACUUGCUCUUUGUUCAGGCUCUUUCCCAACAGACAGGAGAUUGAAGAGAUACCUGGAGGAUGAGGCCGAGGUGUCAGGGAGUGAUGUGGGAAGUGAAGACGAGUAUGAUGGGGAAGAGAUUGAUGAAUAUGAAGAGGACGUAAUUGAUGAAGUACUUCCUUCUGAUGAGGAACUACAGAGUCAAAUCAAGAAAAUACACAUGAAAACAAUGUUGGAUGAUGAUAAGCGACAGCUCCGUUUAUACCAAGAGAGGUACCUUGCUGAUGGGGAUCUGCACAGUGAUGGUCCUGGACGAACGAGGAAAUUUCGAUGGAAAAACAUAGAUGAUGCCUCCCAGAUGGACUUGUUCCACAGAGACUCUGACGAUGAACAGAUCGAGGAACAGCUUGAUGAGACAGAAGCCAGAUGGAGGAAGGAGCGAAUUCAACGAGAGCAGUGGCUUCGGGACCAGGCAGAGCAGGGGAAAAUUGCACCUGAAGAGGAAGAAAUUGGAGAAGACAGUCAGUUUAUGAUGCUGGCCAAGAAAGUUACAGCCAAAGCAUUGCAGAAAAAUGCCAAUCGCACUGUGGUUAUACAAGAAUCAGCACCUUUACUCAGAAAUCCUUUUGAAGCCAUCAGACCGGGAAGUGCCCACCAGCCAAAGACAGGCUCACUGCUAAACCAGCCCAAAGCUGUACUUCAGAAACUGGCUGCCCUCUCUGACCUCAACCCCAGUGCUCCCCGAAAUUCAAGAAACUUUGUCUUCCAUACACUUUCUCCUGUCAAGGCUGAGGCAGCAAAGGAAUCAUCCAAGCCUCAGGUGAGGAGAAAGGGCCCAUCCGUAAUGAGAACGCCUUCACCUAAGCGCCUCAAAACAGGUGAUAGCACUUCAGGAUCGAAGCAGAGCAUCUUCACAUACUUGGAAAGCUAACACCAGGGGGGUGCCAGUGCCUACUUUGAGACUGCUUUGAGAAGUUCUGGCAUUGAAAGUUGGAAUCGAUGCUCACGUGGAUGGGUCUUCCCUUCCUUCAGAAUCGAUGCAUUAAAAUUGCGGACAGAGACUCCAGUUCUUUCCACUGCAUGGCUCUGGACAACUCUUUCCUGUCCCAGUAUUAUUUCCUGGGUUGGCCACUAAUCUUAAUUCUGCAAGGUUUACAACAUUGACUCAUGGGAUACUUGGGUGAAGACUUAGUUCCUUCAUUAAAUAUUUGCCAUUUUAUCCUAA